This is a messenger RNA of Phyllostomus hastatus (greater spear-nosed bat), 4824 nucleotides long. It is a transcript of the gene MORC2, whose product is annotated as MORC family CW-type zinc finger 2. Lineage: Eukaryota; Metazoa; Chordata; Mammalia; Chiroptera; Phyllostomidae. The coding region runs from base 1435 to 4626 and encodes 1063 amino acids. Gene Ontology annotation, molecular function: zinc ion binding. The transcript is spliced from 27 exons. Gene Ontology annotation, cellular component: nucleus. The record is from RefSeq and is a predicted model, not a curated record.
UUCUUCGAAUUAGGGGCCUGACUCCCCGGCGACGAGACAAGAUGGCUCCUCCGGUCCGCUCUGCAGCUACCGUCCCGGCUGCGUCGCUCGACCCGCCCCCGGUACUGUUUCUUUAAAUGGCGGAGAGGGUCAGGAAAGCAGGAAGAGAGGCGCGUUCUCUCACGUGAUAGGGGUGGACCCAGCUAACAAGAUCCGGUCACGUGGAGACACACUGUCAACCAAUCAGAGGGCGUCGUUUUAGGGCGGAGGUGGGAGGAGCUCUAGCUCUCUGAUUGGCUGAAUGCGCCGCGGAGGCCUCGGGGGUUUGGGGCGUCGGGGAGUGCGCGAGGCAUCCCGUUUCGUGUGCACUAGCCGAGACAAAGCGGAGGGUGAGGUGGCCGCGGAAGCGGCUGCGAAGCUGCCCAAAAAGCCCAAUUUCGUGGUGCUCAGUCCUGUCAUCAUCUCAUUCAUCACGGCGCACGGGCGGCUUGUGUCGUGACGGCGGCGGCGGCGGAGGCAACGGAGGCGGAGGCGGCAGCACAUGGUUCCAAGAACGCGCUGCGGUUGUAGGGUUCCAGUUCCGUGGGGAGGGAAAAAGGCAGCCGUGAUCGCUGGGCAACGCCCGGUUGGGUAGUGCGCUCUCCAUUGCCUUCGAUCUGGGCUUUGAAAACUGGGCUUGACUCCUUUUCCAGAGGAGAGGCCCGGAAAAGGCCUGAGGCUGAGGUCUGAGGAGAGUGGGGGAGGGGCGCGCGGCCCACUUGAGGUAAUUCGGGUGGGUUAAUUCUGAGGCCUUUUAGUGGGCCUUUGUGAGGUAAUUUGACCCACGAGCCUGGGGAGACUGGGGCGGGGCUCUGAAAACGGGAAUCCGCCAUCAGCGGUUAAGAGAUCUUUCAGUUGGGAGCUGGUAAAGCCGGAAGUAUCGCCAUAUAUACUCCACAUCGCGGUCGCCAGUCUGGUGUCUCUUUAAAGAUCCUGGGAUCAUUGAUGGCGAAGACAUGGGUGAUUGACCACUCUUAUAACAGAAGUUGAUAAAUUUCCGGAUUGGUAAGUUUCCGGAUUGCUGAAUUUCCUAGAAGAACGAAAAAGGGCUCGAAGAAAAUGAAGAUGGAGCAGUAAUAAAACCGCCAACUCCGUACCAUCUACUUUCAAGAUCAUCCACGUUUCGAUUCGUUGAACAAUCACAACUUAACGCCAAAGCUCCUUGAGACCGCAGAUUUAUUGACAUAGUUCUAUUCACGAUACUACAUCAAAGUCUGAGAAGAUAAAAACUUCCAGGAGAAAUCAAUUGUAGUUUUAGACAUCUCUGAAUAUAUUUUAGAUAGGUACUCAGUAAUCUUGUUUAAUUGUAAGGAGCCAGACUCAAUUACCAAAUCUUUCUGGGAAGAAUCCUGGAAAAUCUAUUUCGUUACAAGGUUGUAUUUCCCAGUUGGUAAAGGACUGGACCUCACUGCACUUAUGGCUUUCACGAAUUACAGCAGUUUGAAUCGAGCUCAGCUAACCUUUGAAUAUCUGCACACAAAUUCAACCACUCAUGAAUUCUUGUUUGGUGCUCUUGCUGAACUGGUUGAUAAUGCAAGAGAUGCUGAUGCCACAAGAAUAGAUAUUUAUGCAGAAAGGCGAGAGGAUCUUCGAGGAGGAUUUAUGCUUUGUUUUUUGGAUGAUGGAGCAGGGAUGGAUUCAAGCGAUGCUGCCAGUGUGAUCCAGUUUGGGAAGUCAGCCAAACGAACGCCUGAGUCCACCCAGAUUGGGCAGUAUGGGAAUGGGUUAAAAUCAGGUUCAAUGCGCAUUGGGAAGGAUUUUAUCCUUUUCACCAAGAAGGAAGACACCAUGACCUGCCUCUUCCUGUCUCGUACCUUUCAUGAGGAGGAAGGCAUUGAUGAAGUGAUAGUCCCAUUGCCCACCUGGAAUGCUCGGACCCGGGAGCCUGUCACAGACAACAUGGAAAAGUUCUCCAUUGAGACAGAGCUCAUCUACAAGUAUUCUCCCUUCCGCAAUGAGGAGGAAGUGAUGACUCAGUUCACGAAGAUUCCUGGGGACAGUGGAACACUGGUGAUCAUCUUUAAUCUCAAACUUAUGGAUAACGGACAGCCAGAGCUAGACAUAAUGUCAAAUCCAAGAGAUAUCCAGAUGGCAGAGACUUCCCCAGAGGGCACGAAGCCUGAACGGCGCUCAUUCCGUGCCUACGCUGCUGUUCUCUAUAUUGAUCCCCGGAUGAGAAUCUUCAUUCAUGGGCACAAGGUGCAGACCAAGAGGCUCUCUUGCUGCCUGUAUAAGCCCAGGAUGUACAAGUAUACAUCAAGCCGGUUCAAGACUCGGGCAGAGCAGGAGGUGAAGAAAGCCGAGCAUGUAGCACGAAUUGCUGAAGAGAAGGCCCGGGAGGCGGAGACCAAAGCUCGGACAUUAGAACUACGCUUAGGUGGAGACCUCACACGAGACUCCAGGGUAAUGUUGAGGCAAGUCCAGAACACAGCCAUUACCCUGCGUAGAGAAGCCGAUGUCAAGAAGCGGAUCAAGGAUGCUAAGCAGCGGGCGCUUAAAGAACCUAAGGAACUAAAUUUUGUUUUCGGGGUCAACAUUGAACACCGGGAUCUGGAUGGCAUGUUCAUCUACAACUGUAGCCGCUUGAUCAAGAUGUAUGAGAAAGUGGGCCCACAGCUGGAAGGGGGCAUGGCAUGUGGUGGGGUUGUUGGAGUUGUUGAUGUGCCCUACCUGGUCCUGGAGCCUACACACAACAAGCAGGACUUCGCUGACGCCAAGGAGUACCGGCACCUACUGAGGGCGAUGGGGGAGCACCUGGCACAGUACUGGAAGGACAUCGCCAUUGCCCAGCGGGGAAUCAUCAAAUUCUGGGAUGAGUUUGGCUACCUCUCUGCCAACUGGAACCAGCCCCCAUCUAGCGACCUGCGUUACAAACGCCGGAGAGCUAUGGAAAUCCCGAUCACCAUCCAGUGUGAUUUGUGUCUGAAGUGGCGGACGCUCCCCUUCCAACUGAAUUCUGUGGAAAAAGAUUAUCCUGACACUUGGGUUUGCUCCAUGAAUCCUGAUCCUGAGCAGGACCGGUGUGAGGCUUCUGAGCAGAAGCAGAAGGUUCCCUUAGGGACGUUCAAGAAGGACCUGAAGACACAGGAAGAGAAGCAGAAGCAGCUGACAGAGAAAAUUCGCCAACAGCAGGAGAAGCUGGAAGCCCUGCAAAAAACCACACCCAUCCGUUCCCAAGCUGACCUGAAGAAAUUGCCUUUGGAAGUAACCACCAGACCUUCCACUGAGGAACCUGUACGUAGACCUCAGCGUCCUCGGUCACCUCCUUUACCUGCUGUGAUCAAGAAUGCCCCGAGCAGACCCCCUUCCCUGCAACCUCCGAGGCCAACCAGCCAGCCCAGAAAGGCUUCUGUCAUCAGCAGCACCCCAAAGCCUCCUGCUCUGGUAGCCCGGGAGGAGGCCUGUACAUCUAGGCUUCUCCAGCCACCCGAGGCACCCCGAAAGCCUGCUAACACUGCAGUCAAGACUGUGCCUCGGCCCACCCCUCCAGUGCAGCCACUGUCACCAUCUGUACUGCCCAACUCCAAGACCCCUCGGGAGGUCCCAGUCCCCAGAGCCAUCAGGACUCCAGUGGUCAAGAAGCCCGAGCCACCUAGUAAACUUCCCCUGGCCACCCCUGCUCGGAAGCGGACUCUUGAGGUCUCUGAUGAAGAAGAGGCUGAGGAAGAGUCUGAGAGGAGGAAGGAGAAGUCCAAACGGGGCAAAAUUGCUGUGAAGGAGGAAAAGAAGGACUUGAAUGAGCUCUCAGACAGUCCUGAGGAAGAAGACUCAGCUGACUUCAAGAAGGCUCAGAAAGAUAAAGGGCUGCACGUGGAGGUGCGUGUGAACAGAGAGUGGUACACAGGCCGUGUCACAGCUGUGGAGGUGGGCAAGCAUGUGGUGCGGUGGAAGGUGAAGUUUGACUACGUGCCCACAGACACAACACCAAGAGACCGCUGGGUGGAAAAAGACAGUGAGGAUGUGCGACUGAUGAAGCCUCCUUCCCCGGAGUAUCAGAGUCCUGACACACAGCAGGAAGGUGGAGAGGAGGCUGAGUCCACGGUGGUCCAGCAGGCUGUGGUCGUGACAGACCCUUCCACUUCUGAAUGCAUCCGAAUUGAGCCUGACACCACUGCCCCGAGCUCCAACCAUGAGACCAUUGACCUGCUCGUCCAGAUCCUCCGGAAUUGUUUACGGUACUUCCUGCCUCCAAGUUUCCCUAUCUCCAAGAAAGAGUUGAGUGCUAUGAAUUCAGAUGAGCUGAUAUCGUUUCCUCUGAAAGAGUACUUCAGGCAGUACGAAGUGGGGCUCCAGAAUCUGUGCCAUUCCUACCAGAGUCGUGCUGACUCGAGAGCCAAGGCUUCUGAGGAAAGCCUGCGUGCCUCUGAGAGAAAGCUCCGUGAAACAGAGGAGAAGCUGCAGAAGCUGAGGACCAACAUCGUGGCGCUCCUGCAAAAGGUGCAGGAGGAAUCUGUGGUUCCAACCUUGGCUGCACAGCAUCCUGACCAGGCGGGCUGGAGGUGGUGCGGCUGCCUGGGCCUCAUCCCAGCCAGACCCACGGACAUUGACAUCAAUACCGAUGAUGAGCUGGAUGCCUACAUCGAGGACCUGAUCACCAAGGGGGACUAAGGGGGCUCGGAGCCAGAGAUCAGCUCCCCUGCUCCUCAAGGCACAGCUCUCGGGUGGGGGUGGGGGGAGCUGUUUCAUUAAUGGGUUGGUGGACUUAGUUUGACACACAUGGGACAUUUGUGCUUUUUGGAGGGAAAAAUACUCUGAUUCUUUAACUCUUCCCCCCUAAGUUUAUAAAUAUUUAUUUUUUAAAAGAAA